Paramecium sonneborni is the source of this 183-nucleotide messenger RNA. The record is from the annotation of a GenBank genome assembly. NCBI's taxonomy places the organism in Eukaryota, Ciliophora, Oligohymenophorea, Peniculida, Parameciidae.
AUGAAUAGUUCCAAUUUGCUUAGAAAGCCUAAAGCUUAAAUAACCAUAAAAUAGAGUGAAUGGAAUUUACAAUUAGAAAAAUGUAGAUUAAAUGCUCCAAAUCCUAUGAGCAAAAGCUUUUUCUCAAAUUAAAGUAUGUUUGAAUCUCAAUAAAUAAUCAUGCAAAUAUAAAGUCAAGCUUGA